AGCAUCAAAUUGCUUCUAUUGUUUUUUCAACCAUCGGAUGUUUUAGCUUUUCAGGUAGUAAAUGCUAAUGCAUCAUUAAAACGUGUGGAGUAGCUACUCCUAGCUGAAGAGAGAACUCUAGCACCAAAUCCACCUCGUGAACUGGGACUUCCAGCCAUCUCAGUUAAGAAUGGAGAUUUUUCAUGGGAUCCAAAGUUGGCAGCUUAGUUGCAAUUAUUACUGGAACUGGAGAAGGGAAAACAUCACUUAUAUCAGCAACGCUAGGGGAGCUGCCUCCCAUGGCUGAUGCAAUGUUGUUGUUCGAGGAACAGUUGCUUAUGUUCCUCAAGUUUCAUGGAUUUUCAAUGCUACCGUACGUGACAGUAAACUAUUUGGAUCUGGAUUUGAAUUGGAACAAUAUUGGAAGACAAUAGAUGUUACUGAAUUACAGCAUGAUCUUGACUUACUUCCUGUCACGAUCUCACAGAGAUUGGUGAAAGGGGUGAAUAUUAGUGGCGGGCAGAAGCAUUGAGUUUCUAUGGCAAGAGCUGUCUAUUCCAAUUCGGAUGUCUGCAUAUUUGAUGACCCUUUAAGUGUGCUAGAUGCACAUGUUGGACGACAGGUUUUCAACAAAUGUAUUAAAGAAGAGCUGCAAAGGAAAAACCCGGAUACUUGUCAUUAACCAGCUGCAUUUUCUUUCCCAUGUGGAUCAAAUUAUUUUGGUCUCGGAAGGUAUGAUUAAAGAAGAGGGAACUUUUGAGGUGCUCUUGGAAAAUGGCAAGCUAUUCCAGAAAAUAAUAGAAAAUGCAGGGAAAAUGGGAGAGAUGGAUGAACAAAGAAAAGAACAUGAAGAAAAAAACUUAGAUGAAGAGAUCUCUAAAGAAGCUACUAAUGGGAUUGUUGGGAUGAAAGAUCUGGAAAACCAUGCAAAAAAGGAGAAAGGGAGGAAAUCUGUGCUUAUCAAGCAAGAACGAAGGGGAAACAGGUGUCUGUCAGUUGGAAUCUUUUGAUGAGAAGGUUGCAUGGUGCAAUGUUAAAUUCAAUCCUAAGAGCUCCAAUGCUAUUCUUUCACAGCAAUCCAACAGGACGUGUGAUAAAUAGGUUUUCAAGGGACAUAGACGAUAUAGAUUGCCAAGUUUCCAAUUUAGUGAAGACGUUUCUCAGUGAAGUCUGGCAGCUCCUUUCAACUUUUGCCUUGAUAGGCAUUGUGAGCACAACUUCGUUAUGGACCAUACUACCACUUCUUAUAUUGUUUUAUGCCACCUAUCUAUAUUAUCAGUUAUGCAGAAUGGAAGAGCAGAAAACAAGGCUGCAUCUGCAUCAACAAUGGGUCUACUUCUCAGUUAUUCUUUACAAAUCACCAGUCUUUUGAGUGAUCUUCUAAGAGAAGCAAGUAGGGCCGAGAACAUCUUAAAUGCUGUGCAGCAUGUAGACACAUAUAUUGAUCUGCCUUGAGUGGUUUCAGAUAUAAUUUAGAGCAAUCGGCCACUGCCCAGGUGGCCUUCAGUGGGAUCAAUUAACUUUGAGGAUGUUGUCCUAUGUUAUAUGCCUGAACUUCAUCCAGUUUUGCAUGGAUUAUCCUUCACUGUUUUUCCAAGUGAGAAAGCAGGGAUUGUGGGAAGAACUGCUGCAGGAAAGUCAAGCAUGUUGAAUGCAUUAUUUCAGAUGGUAGAAGAGGAAAACGGAAGGAUCUCAAUAGAUGGUUGUGAUCUUGCUAAAUUUGGACUUACAGAUCUGCGGAAGGCUCUUAGUAUCAUACCAUUAUCACUGGUUCUUUUCUCAGGAACAGUAUGAUUUAAUCUUGAUCCAUUUAGUGAGCACAAUGAUGCUGACCUGUGGGAGGUGUUGGAGAGGGCAUGUUUGAAGGAUUUCAUCAGCCAGAAUCCUUUUGGUCUGUAUGCUCAGGUUUUGGAAGGUGGGGAGAAUUCCAGCGUUGGGCAGAGGCAACUUUUAAGUCUUGCUUGAGCAUUGCUGAGAAGAUCGAAGAUUCUUGUUCUUGAUGAAGCAACUGCAGCUGUUGACAUUAGGACUGAUGCUCUUAUCCAGAAAACCAUUCAGGAAGAAUUCAAAUCCUGCACCAUGCUUGUUAUUACUCACAGAAUAAAUACAAUCAUUGACUGUGACCAGAUUCUUGUGCUUGAUGCUGGUCAGGUUCCAGAACAUGAUACUCCAGAGGAACUGUUAUCUAAGGAAGAAAGUGCAUUUGUGAAAAUGGUUCAAAGUACAGGGCCUGCAAAUGCUCAGUAUUUACAUAGCUGGGUUUUUGGAUGUGAAGCGGGCAAGUUGGGAAGAGAAGAAACCAAGAGGUUGGAUGGAAUUAAGAGGAACUAGUUUGCUUCUUCCCGCUGGACUGCUGCUGCUCAGUUUUCCCUAGCUCUUAGCCUUACUUUUUCACGGGUUGAUCUUCAAAGGUUGGAUUUUGAAAAUGGGAAUGAUAUACUCAAGAAAACAAAAGAUGCUGUCAUAACACUGCAGGAUGUUUUGGAGGGAAAGCACGACACCGACAUAGACAAUGCGUUGCAGCAGUACAAAGUAGCAAGUGACACUUGGUGGUCAGCUCUCCAUAGAAUGAUUGAAGGUCUUGCUGGAAUGAACAGGUUGUCUCGGCAUACCAGGCUUCAACAACCAGAGUUUGAUUUGGAAGAGACCACUAGGUUGGGAUGAUUGUGAAAUGUAGUAGACAGUAGGAACUGGAAGUGUUAAUAGUUUCUACGCAUCAACUGAAAAUUUCUGUGCCACAACGGUUCUGUUAUAUGUAUUGAAAUCACCGGUUGACUGAUAAGAUGCUGAUACUUACCAUCUCUGUUCACUGGUGGCUACUGCCCCAUUACAUUGCGCUCCC
This is a messenger RNA of Rubroshorea leprosula, 2821 nucleotides long. NCBI's taxonomy places the organism in Eukaryota, Viridiplantae, Streptophyta, Magnoliopsida, Malvales, Dipterocarpaceae. The record is from the annotation of a GenBank genome assembly.